This is a messenger RNA of Fusarium proliferatum ET1, 1398 nucleotides long. RefSeq lists its product as uncharacterized. Gene Ontology annotation, cellular component: vacuolar membrane. Gene Ontology annotation, molecular function: amino acid transmembrane transporter activity. The transcript has 4 exons. The record is from RefSeq and is a predicted model, not a curated record. Bases 1 to 1398 code for a protein of 465 amino acids. Gene Ontology annotation, biological process: amino acid transmembrane transport. Lineage: Eukaryota; Fungi; Ascomycota; Sordariomycetes; Hypocreales; Nectriaceae.
AUGAGUUCUUCUGAAGGAGAGAAAGGCGAGAAGCAGUCUGGUGGCAUGCUCAGCAAUGGAAGCAUUGAGCUUGGAAGACAGGAGGGCGUUGAUGAUGGGGAGGUUUUCCAGAAAAUUCCUGGCAAGGUUGACUUCCGCACUGUUGGGUGGAUUCAGGCGUCUGUCAUCUUUCUGAAGGUCAUUUUCGCAACUGGUGUCCUCACAAUUCCGAGUGCCAUGUUCGUCCUUGGUGCUCUCCCUGGUGCGAUCAAUGUCCUAGGGUGGCAAGGCCUCAAUACCUACUGCGCCAUUGUCCAAGGAAACUUCCGAAACAGACAUGCUGGCUGCCAUAGCAUCGCGGAUAUGGCGAAUGUAGUUGGCGGUACUUGGCUGAAGGAGGUCGUUGGAGUUUUGUUCCUCGUCACAUACGCCAUCGUCGGUGCUUCAGGCAUCUUCGGUACAUCUGUUGCGCUCAAUGUUCUUAGCAACCAUGCUAUCUGCACCAAUUGGUUCAUGUUAGUGGCGACAAUCGCAGUUCUGAUUCUCGCAAGUGUACGCAAGUUUGAGAAUAUUGCGUGGCUUACGUGGGCUGGCUUCUUGACCGUCUAUGUUGCUGUUUUCAUCGUCGUCGUCGGUGUUACAACCCUCGAUCGACCUGCUGCCGCUCCCCAGACUGGAGACUAUGAGUUUGGCUACCAUGUCAUCGGCAAUCCCACUUUUGUUGCGGCUAUCACGUCAGUCUCUACAAUCUUCUGCAGCGGUGCUGGAACUUCCGCCUUUCUGCCAGUUAUCUCUGAGAUGCGUCGACCUCGAGACUACAACAAGGCUGUCUACCUCUGCAUGGGUAUCGUCACUGCUUCAUACCUCACUUUCUCGCUUGUAGUCUACAAGUACUGCGGUCAAUGGGUGGCUUCUCCAUCUCUGGGAAGUGCAGGUCCUACCAUCAAGAAGGUCGCUUAUGGUAUUGGUCUUACUGGUCUCCUUGUCAGUGCCUGUCUGUAUGUCCACGUCGCAGCCAAAUACCUCUUCGUCCGACUCCUCCGACACUCAGAGCACUUCCAGAAGAACACCGUGGUACACUGGGCAGUUUGGCUGGGAUGCACGACUGCCAUGUCGGCUGUUUCGUUCCUUCUCGCUUCUGGAAUCCCCAUCUUCAACUACCUCCUGGCUCUCGCUGGAAGUCUCACCUUUUCGCCUCUCGCACUGGGCUUGCCUGGAUAUCUUUGGGUCUAUGACCACCAGCACUACCGAAAGGGAAAGAUGUGGCAGGUUAUUGUUUACUAUCUUAACUGGUUGAUGAUUGCGUUAUCUGUUUUCUUGACUAUUGGUGGAACCUAUGGUGUUAUUCAAAACAUCAUCGAUGCUUAUUCACAGGGACUUAUCGGAGGAGCCUUCAGUUGCGAGAACAAUGACAGGUAG